CUCCAUCACCACAUCACAGCUUCAAACAUCUCUUGUCUAAAUUUCCCCCUUGACAAUUAUCACCAUCGUUCGUUACCUCGACUGCCAAUUCGUGGCCCGGUUUUGUCUACCUCCACCUCUGAUGUAGUCGACUUCGUCUUUGUCCUCCAACAAACCCCCAGAGAGAGAAAAAAAAAACACGCCGCUCUCCUCGCGUGAACCGCCGCCCUUCCUCCUCACAACCGCUCCCUCCACGAUCCCUCGACAAUCACAGAACACUCGUUACACUUCUCUACCUUCAACAUUCCUCUCUCCCUCCGCAAUAGCCCCGGCACCAUAUUGACGACUCUGCCAGAGAUGUCAAGAUAACGGGGGACUUUUUGGCUCCAUGGUGGGUCAAAAGUCAUAAAGGACCCUGCCCUUUCUCCGGUCCCUGUCCCCUCCGCGAACGACUUGUCCUUGAAGGACCGUUUCUCCCGCUGCAGGAGUAAUGGCCCAGGAUGGAUCUGAACAACAAUACUUGGAGCCCCCGAUCAUCACGGCCAUCAAGAACGAUUCGGGUUAUGGGAGCGAAAUGACUCGGCAUGCGAUGGAGAGGUCAUUCAGCCAGGACAUUCAAGAAGGCAGUCAAGAGCUGAAAGAGGCGGCCGAACAAACCCGGAAUAUUAUUCUUGAUCUCAGUCUAGAUGGCCACAUUCGCUGGGUCAGCCCCUCUUGGACCGAUGUCGUUGGCACUGAUCUCGAGCAUGUUCGAGGUCAUAAGAUCUCGAAAUUCAUCAGCGACAAGCCCGAUGUCUUCGAAUCCGCUAUUGAAGCUCUGAAGUCCAAUGAUUCCAAGAGUCAAUUUGUCAAAUUUGCAGUCAAGGUCGGCCCUUCUUCCGACAUGGGGACUAUGCUACCGACAGACGACGGCCAAGAACCGAGUGAGGACAAUGUUGAAACGGACGAGAGGGGAAAUGCAACCCUCGAACUGGAGGGCCAGGGCAUCAUGGUCUACGACAGGACGUCCGGAGGAGAGUCGCACACCAUGUGGAUGUUACAGCCUGCUCAGGAGCCUAUUCGCAUCGAAAUAGCACUGCCUCGAGCCCUAGUGGAAACCCUUGGAGUUGGCGCAGAGAUUCUGGCAAAGUACCUCACCGAACUUGCAGAGUUCGGGGCUAACGACCCCGAGAAUCACCCACCCCCUCUUCCAAUCCUCUGUCGGGUGUGCGAGAGGUCCAUUGUCCCAUGGUGGUUUGAGAAACACUCGGAUCUCUGCGUCCAAGAACACAAGGCUGAAAUGGAUGUGCAGAUGGUCCAAGAAAAUCUCUCGGAACAUAGGCACGCAAUUGUCAAAGUGCUCGACGCUUUUGAAGUUCGUCAAGGGCGAGGCUCAGGCGGCGAAACCCCCCCGCCUUCGGUUCCUGAAUACAAGGGUAUGCCGAUCGGUCCCUCGCCAACCUCGUCGACCGGUGUCUCUUCCGCUUCAGGAUCCCAUAGUGCUAGUCCGGUGAGAUCACGAAGUCCAUCAGCGGCCGGCCUAGGUCAUGCUCGGGCUCGUUCGUUUGUGGUCCGGCGCCCUCUGGUUCGCAUCGUGGAAUUGAUUCUGGACCUGUGCGACACGGCCAACGAAAUCAAUGUACCUUCAAUCAAAGACAGUAAAAGCUCAGGGGAAGAUGAGUUCAAGUCGCAGUCGCCGCAGUCGGAAUCCAGAAUUUCCCAAAUCAUCCAGUGGCAACCUCCGAGUAGCCUGGACAACGAGCCUGGCCUGGCCGCCUUGAGUGCGGAUACCGAAAAACUGGCUCGUGCCAAGGUCGAUGCAGUGCAUCGGUAUCAGAAUGUUCUGGAGUACUCUGAGCGAAUACGACAAGAAUACAUGGCCGAAGUGGAUGCGUGUAUCAAUGAAGCCUUGAUCAAGGCCGAAAGGGCUGCAGCAGGCGAGGCAUUGUCUUCCAGUGAAAGCGAGUCUGAAGAAGAGCCCGCACUGGAAGGCAUUCUCGAAAGCCCAGGAGAAGACAUGGAACCAACGCCGCAGCCGCUCUCCAUCGAGCACAUCGAGCCAGAAGCCAGUCGGAGCACAUCUUACGUCGGAUUGAAGUCAAUGGCUUCUGCUCUCAGAAAUCCCAGAGAUUUGCCGCAAAUCACGAUGGGAACUGAUAAAAGACGAUCGUCAUCCCAGGCUGUUUCGACCGGCUCCAGCAGCCCCAUCGAAUGUCCCACCCCAAAGUCCCAUCGGAGCAAUCUCAUCUCUCAACCCCAACCAGUCUCGAACAGGCGAUCGAUGUACAUUGAAGAUGCGAACGAUAGCGACAGUAGUCUACCCCCCUCGAUGCUGUCGGGUAAUUGGCGGGCCGACUCUCCAGCCUCUGCAUCUGAACAGGGCCGAACUGCACAAUCACGGGACAGGAAGAGACGGAGUAUGCAUCUGCAUGGCCUUAAUUCGGCCUCUCCCCAUCGCCAGCAGUCUCCGGGAAGAUACCCCCCACCGCCGCCAUCACCACUGCGAAUGACCAAAUCUAGAAUCCCCAGUGGAGAAAUCGCCCAGUCCCCUGUUGUGUCACCAUUGUUGACGGCUGGCGAAUUCGUACCUCCAAGCAAUGCUCCGACUCUGCAUAGAAGGCAGUCGUCGAUGCAUUCGUCUGAUCUGAAGACCCCUGCCUCACCCCGGUUGAACUCGGUGUCCCACCCGCAACAACGGGUGCUGGCCCCUUCAAUCAAGGAUUUUGAGAUCAUCAAGCCGAUUAGCAGAGGUGCAUUUGGAAGUGUGUAUCUGGCCAAAAAGAAAAUCACUGGCGAAUACUUUGCUAUUAAAGUGCUCCGCAAAUCUGACAUGAUUGCAAAGAAUCAGGUCACAAAUGUCAAGGCUGAACGCGCCAUCAUGAUGUGGCAGGGGGAGAGUGAUUUCGUUGCCAAAUUGUACUGGACAUUCUCCAGCAAGGACUACCUCUACCUGGUCAUGGAGUAUCUGAACGGAGGCGAUUGCGCUUCUCUAGUGAAGAUCCUUGGGGGAUUGAGUGAAGACUGGGCCAAAAAGUACAUCGCUGAAGUCGUUCUCGGUGUCGAACAUCUGCACUCUCGAGGAAUUGUCCACCGUGACUUGAAACCGGAUAACCUUCUAAUCGACUCCAAAGGCCACCUGAAGCUCACCGAUUUUGGUCUGUCUCGGAUGGGCCUUGUUGGUCGACAGAAGCGUGCACUCAAGCAACCUGAUGAGGCCGUGCCCGAUCUUUUGAAGCAAGGCCCUUUCACCCAGAACGGUUCAGGGUCGAAUCCGACCUCGAGAUCCACCUCUUUCGACUAUCAGGGCCCGCAUUCGCCAGCACCGACACCUCUCAUGACACCCGCUUUCACCGGAGGGCUUGAUCAACCUUCGUACUUCAGCUUGAAUCGAGAAAGCUCCCUAAGCCGAGAAACGUCACUGAGAAACUCUGGCUAUCGGAGUGAUAGCGGUAGUGGCUCGAGCUUCGAUCUCCAUCAACUCUUCAAAAAGCUCGGCGUGCAGGAAGACACCGAGUCCCCCCCUCAGAUCUUUCCUCGAAAGAUUGAAGAAGAGGCCUACAGCCAGGGCAGUGCAUCACCUGACCUCUUCCCACUGUCACAGUCGAUGAGUAACAUCUCUCAAGCCGCACCUGCUCCUUUGCCUUCUCAGAUGCUGGCUCCUCCCUUAUUUGAGCCUGAAGAGAGCGAUCGUCGUUUCGUGGGCACUCCAGAUUAUCUGGCCCCGGAAACCAUCAACGGCACUGUACAGGAUGAAAUGUGUGACUGGUGGUCUUUGGGCUGCAUCAUGUUCGAAUUCCUCUACGGCUUCCCACCUUUUAAUGCAGAGACGCCGGAAAAGGUAUUUCACAAUAUUUUGAAUCGGAGAAUUGCCUGGCCCGACGACGACGAAAUCGAAGUGAGCCCAGAAGCGAGGGAUCUCAUUGACAAGCUCAUCCAACUCGAUCCGAGAGAAAGACUGGGUGCAAACAAGGACGAGAAGUAUCCAAGUGGGGGCGCCGAGAUUCAGGCACAUCCUUGGUUUGCUGACAUCCACUGGGAUACACUCCUGGAAGAUGAGGCUCAGUUUAUCCCGAACCCGGAGCAUCCAGAGGACACCGAGUACUUUGACUCGCGCGGGGCCACCUUGUCGUCCUUCCCUGAAGAACUAGAAGACCAAAUCUCACCAGCGGGUACAACCCCAAAUGGUUCGGACUAUCCCAAUCGUCCCCAUGAUGCACUCUUUCGAGCUAGAACGCAAGCAAGUUCUGCGAAGCGUGGCCUCAUGCCUCUCCACAUUCCUCCCCAUGUGGUACGCGAUUCCCGUAGUCGGAGACUCAGCGAGCCUGUCAUCGCCGACGACUUUGGCAAUUUCACUUUCAAGAACUUGCCCGUGCUGGAGAAGGCCAACAAGGACAUAGUCGAAAGAAUGAGAAAAGAAGCGAUGCAAGCUCAAGCUAGAGGCUAUGCUCAUUCGCAAGCUAUGUCUGCCACCAAUAGUCCAGCUCUGGGAUCUCCUGGACCUUCCCUUGAAGGCAGUCCGAUGAUGCCGAUGCCGGUUAAGCGGGCGCUCUCUAUCAGCAAGGGUCACAGACCAGGCUCUCCAUCCAGCCUAGCUACCUCCAACUCGUCUCCUAGCAGGCCGUCACAACCUUCUUCGCCUCUCUUGGUUCAAUUCUCCACAGCGCAGCAUCACGACAGACGAAAGACUUCUGGCUCUUCUCAAGGAAGCAGUUCUCUUGCUCCGAGUAGCUUCUUCGACAUCCCUCACGAUGCUAUCAAACACGGACCAACGGCCACGUCAUCUCCCAUCAAAUCGGCUCGGAUGCCGUCAGUCUCUCCCGCAAAAGGGAUGCCUCCACCGCGCACUGCGACAGUUAAUGGGCGCACCAGGUCGCAGACCGUCGGCUCACAGGAAAGUGAUGGACAGCCUCCGCAGCGAGAUGCCUUCGUUCCUGGCCAUCAUAAGCGCAAGAGCCAACUACUCGUCCGGGAUGUUUCACCUUCGUCUUCAGAUAACGAAUCAGCACAAGCAAAGGCACUGCUCAAGGUGCAACGCCGGCGGCAGAGCUCACGAAGACUGUCGCAGAUCAACUUUCUCGAGGGCCCUACAUAUCGACCUUUGGACGUCCUGAUCUGCGAGGAUCACCCGGUGUCCAGGAUGGUAAUGGAGAGGCUUUUUGAGAAAUUACGCUGUCGGACAAUCACCGCAACCAAUGGUCCAGAUGCUCUGCGACUUGCUAUCAGCCAGAUCCAAUUUGACGUUAUCUUCAUGGAAUUCAAGCUGCCCCUCAUCAGCGGAGUCGACGUUGCUCGCAUGAUCCGAGACACAAAGAGCGCCAAUACCAGCACUCCGAUUGUCUGCAUCACGGGGUAUCUGAAGGAUCUUCCCGAAGUCCACCACUUUGAUACUCUCAUGCAAAAGCCGCCGACCACUCAGAAACUGACCGAGAUGUUAGCCAAGUACUGUGCUUGGAAACCCGCCCCGAAAGACUUCCGGAUGGCAGUUCCAUUGACCAUCCCACAUCUCAACACACGAUUCGAAGCUAUGCCUACGCAAGACAGUCCAAGUUCCGUGGCUUCGAGUCUUGCACCGACUAUGCCCGACUCAUCCUAUCGAGGGUCAGGCCGGGAGGAUUCCAUUGGCAGUGGCGGUUUCUUUAGUGAUUUGGAAUCGUUCAAGAGUGAUGAUAUUCCGGUCAUCGUGUCUCGAGCCGCUACAGACGAAUGGGCAAAGGCCGGAUUAGGGAUUUCCGACGAUAUCGUCCUCGGACAGCGCCCUUAUGUCCAGUCUGGCUACCCUCAUCUUGUCCAUACAGAAUCUGCACCCCCCAGCGCUUGCGUCGACGACGCUGGGGGAUACGGUCUUCAAACUCCGCGUCGACAAAAGUCAUCGGAGGCUGUCAGAUUGAAGCGAGAACUGCUAGACAAGAACAUGAACCAUGCCGGUGGAGCAGCUGAAGAAGGGGAUGACGAAGACGAGGAACUGGGUGACGUCCAAGUGAGGGCGAGGUCACCCAUCGGCAAACCCCCACGUCCGUCGUCCAAACUUGGAAUCGAAAUGAUGCGCACAAACAGUCGCGGAAGCGUUAUAUCCAUGGGUGAAGACAGGUCAGCUGAGGCAGACAGCCUUCGGAAGUCAUUGGAAAUCCUGGAAGAACGCAUGGAAAAUCUCAAAAUUCCCGAGGAGCCCAGUAUGUCUUCCUUGACAGAGAUCCAGCCGCGGAAGAAGCUUGAGCGGACUGUCUCCCAGCAUUCACAUCCUGAGCAGCAGUCUGUUCGUUCGCCCAGCGGACAAAUCACACCCCCGGUCAUAUUCCCCCCCAAACCCGGGGCCACUUUUGCCGAUCUUGAGAUGGAUAUCACUCCUGUGCCGACCAAGAUGAUGAACAUCGAAGAGGAGCCUACUCCGAAACCUCAGGGCAGCCCCUCGGGACCCGAACUCACACAAUCUCAGCGCUGACUUUAUCCUACUCUUUCUCAUGUGUAUAUGCGAUUAUGACUGACUUAUGGAAAUUUGCUCGAACGAUUGGAGCCUGGGUUUUUUUUUUUUUCAUUUCCUUUGUACACAAUGACCUGUUGCAAGGCGCUGGAGGAGAUGGAAGUGCAAGCAUAAUUGGCGUUUACUUGAAGGUGGGAAAACGGACCGGUGGCACACGUGUAUUUCAUUCUCUGUGGUCCGUGACUCGAUGCAUGGUCCAAACACGGCUUAAAUACUUUGACAAUAAAUCAUCAUUCUCUAC
This is a messenger RNA of Cladophialophora immunda, 6677 nucleotides long. RefSeq lists its product as uncharacterized. Bases 470 to 6397 code for a protein of 1975 amino acids. The transcript has a single exon. NCBI's taxonomy places the organism in Eukaryota, Fungi, Ascomycota, Eurotiomycetes, Chaetothyriales, Herpotrichiellaceae. Gene Ontology annotation, cellular component: cytoplasm; nucleus. Gene Ontology annotation, biological process: peptidyl-serine phosphorylation; phosphorelay signal transduction system. The record is from RefSeq and is a predicted model, not a curated record. Gene Ontology annotation, molecular function: protein serine/threonine kinase activity; ATP binding.